AAAAAGUACGCGAUAUCGCGCGCGAUUCUCCCGGAAAGUUCGACCCGGCGACCCAACACCGCAGUCGCACACAAGUUGAAGUCUCGAGACAAACGGCAAGAUGUUUCGCAUAGCGACGAACAAGUUGUCCAGGUGGAGCUUCAAGAAUGGCAGAGCGUUCACCGCGAAAGCGUCCAAGGCGAACGAGACGAAGCACAUUGAAGUGCCUAGUAGUGCGGAUAUUGUGAUAAUAGGUGGUGGCAGUGCUGGCUGCAACGCGUUGUACCAAUUAGGCAAACGCGGCGUGAACGCGGUGCUCUUGGACAAGUCCAAGCUGAUAUCCGGCACGACAUGGCACACGGCCGGUCUCGUGUGGAGUCUACGGGGCGUGUGCGACGUGGAGAUGGAGUUGCUGAAGGUCUCGCGAUUCGUAUACGCCUCGUUGCAAGAGGAGACCGGCGUAAACUCGGGAUGGAUAAACAACGGUGGACUCUACAUCGCUCAUUCACCGGUGAGCACGCGUGUCCUCGUUCUUCGCUCGAUUUACGGACAAAGUGGUAACGUUCCCUGCGAUUUUCCGCAGGGACGAGUCGCUGAAUACGAGAGAUUAGUCACUGGUUGCAAGAGUUUCGGGAUCAACGCGUACAUGGUCGACCCGGUCGAGGCGAAGAAGAAGUUCCCCCUAGUGGACGACAAGGCAUUUGCGGCUGCGGUAUACUGUCCGUCGGAUGGCACCAUAGACCCCGUCAUGAUGGUGAACGCCUUGACCAAGUCCGCACAGAGAAACGGUUGCAAGGUCAUCGAGGAUUGCCCGGUCACGAAAAUCCUCACAGAAGAGACCGACGGCUACAAGAGCGUUUGCGGGGUGGAGACGCCUUACGGCGUUAUUAAGAGCAAGAUUAUCUUGAAUGCCGCGGGAGCGUGGUCUGGUAACUUAGCGCGAAUGGUGGGACUGAAUAUCCCGCUGGUACCGAUGAAACACGCGUACAUCGUCACCGAGCCGAUGAACGUGCGGGGACUGCCGAACCUCCGAGACCCCGACCAGAGUAUUUACUUCCGCGUACAAGGCGGAAAUAUGUGCAUCGGAGGAUACGAACCGAACCCUAUCGUGUUGAAAUCUGCGCCGGAAGACUUCUCCUUCAGUUUGUACGAGCUCAAUUGGGACGUGUUCAACACCCACGUUGAAGCGAUGAACAAACUCAUACCCGCUCUGGCGACUUCUGGAAUAAGAACGACGGUGUGCGGCCCGGAAAGCUUCACCCCCGACCACCGACCUCUCAUGGGCGAAGACCCACGCUGCACAGGCUUCUAUUACUCCUGCGGAUACAACAGCGCCGGGAUGAUGUUCGGCGGCGGUUGCGGAGAACAAGCAGCCUUGUGGAUAAUCAACGGGCGGCCGGACAAGCACAUGUUCAACUACGACAUCAGACGGUAUAUACCGGAACAGAGGGAGGAUCCCGUCUGGAUAAAUGAGCGCAGUCACGAGGCUUACGCGAGGAAUUACGACAUCGCCUUCCCGCACGACGAACACCUGAGCGGUAGGAACUUGAAGACUGAUCCUUUUCACAAGUUGCUAGUUAAAGAAGGUGCCGUCAUGGAGGAACGGCAAGGAUGGGAACGUCCGGGAUGGUUCCUGCCGGACAACAAAACAGCCGCAGUUCUGCCGUACGAUUACGACGGUUACUACGAUACACCGAAGAAUACGAAACACGUGUAUGCCGAUAUACUGAAGACAGAACGUACAUUCGACUUCCCGCCACACGAUGAUAUCAUACGAGAGGAAGCACUUUCGAGCAGAAAUAACGUCGCCCUGUUCAACAUGUCCUACUUCGGGAAGUACUAUCUGUGUGGGCCAGAUGCGAGCGAAGCGGCGAAUUACAUAUUUACGUCUCAAAUGGACCGGAAAAUCAACAGGACCGUAUACACUUGCAUGUUGAACCGCGGCGGAGGUGUGGAGGGAGACUGCACGGUCACCGGCCUGGAAUCUGGCAUGGGUGGCAUCGUCGACCCCAUAUUCAAGGGGAAGGGAUUCUACAUCGUGAGCGGAGGCAUGUCAUCGUAUCAUACUCGGACGCAUAUAAACAAAGUGAUAAGGGAGAAAGGCUUCAGUGUAUCUUUGCAUGACGUCACGGAGCAGAUAGGAGUUUUAUCAGUCCAGGGCCCUAACAGCCGCCAAGUUCUUCGAAUGUUGGUCGAGGAUGAUCUUUCCAACGAAUCGUUCCCAUUCUCAACGUCGAAACUGGCGCGGAUAGACGACGAGUUGGUACACAUGUUCAGGCUCAGCUUCGUCGGUGAGCUCGGCUUCGAGUUGCACGUACCACGAAGCUCCUGCGAGAAAGUUUACAGAGCCUUAGUGGAGUGUGGCAAGAAGUAUGACAUGAAACUGGCCGGCUUCAGGGCGCUGUACAGUCUGAGUUGCGAAAAAGGGUAUCAUCUCUGGAGUGCGGACUUGAGACCGACCGACAAUCCAAUCGAGGCAGAUUUAGGAUUUACUUGCCGCAGUAACGGAGAGUAUUUAGGAAAGGUAUCUGUUGAGCAGUACCGCAAAAACGGUAUCAAGAGAAGACUGGUGCAUUUACACAUAGAUGACAACAUACCACUGUGGGGUAUGGAAAGCGUUUAUAGGAAUAAUCAAUUAGUUGGUUACUUAAGAAGAGCCGAACGUGGGUACACUUUUAAAAGCAAUAUUGGACAGGCAUACAUCACAGCUCCGAACGGGCAAAACAUUACAAAGGAGUUCUUAGAAACAGGUACUUACCAUAUUGAGGUAAUGAGGAAAAAAUAUCCCGCCAAGAUGUACCUUCACAGCCCCUUUGACCCGCAGAACAAAAGAUUACAGGGUAUAUACGUGAUGUAAGUUACUUAUCGACGUUAUUUCUUA
This is a messenger RNA of Dinoponera quadriceps, 2860 nucleotides long. RefSeq names its product sarcosine dehydrogenase, mitochondrial. NCBI's taxonomy places the organism in Eukaryota, Metazoa, Arthropoda, Insecta, Hymenoptera, Formicidae. The record is from RefSeq and is a predicted model, not a curated record. Bases 101 to 2836 code for a protein of 911 amino acids. Gene Ontology annotation, molecular function: oxidoreductase activity; protein binding. The transcript is spliced from 14 exons. Gene Ontology annotation, cellular component: mitochondrion.